Rubroshorea leprosula is the source of this 1409-nucleotide messenger RNA. Lineage: Eukaryota; Viridiplantae; Streptophyta; Magnoliopsida; Malvales; Dipterocarpaceae. The record is from the annotation of a GenBank genome assembly.
GCAGGAACUACUAAUGGAAAAUGAGCUUCUGGGCUCGCCUACUUCUCUGCAAAAAAUAUACUUUGAUUGCAAUGGAAAAUUUCCUGCCUGCCUGCUCUCCUUGUACUCGCAGAUGGCAUCACCUGCAUUUUCUUCACUUGAUCAUCUGUCUCACUCACCUCUCUGCAUGGUGGGGAUUCAUUCAAAUUUUCAUGUCAUGCCUACCACUACAUGAUUCUAGAGGAAUUACUGUAUUCUGUUUUGCCAUGCCUACCACCACAUGAUUCUAGAGGAAUUACUGAAACUCUGUCAUGCCAUGCCUACAACCACAUGUUCUAGAGGAAUUACUGAAUUCUGUCAUGCCAUGCCUUCCAUUAAUGAAUUGCUGUCUGACUGGUGAAGCAUACUUUGCAAUGACGUCUCAGACCUCAAACCUUGGAUUUUAAACUUUUACAUCCUACCUUCAUGAUUUAGUUCAUCAUGCAACGCUUCUACGUAUAUGCAGGUUUUGCUUUUGUCUAUUUUGAGGAUGAUCGUGAUGCUGAAGAUGCCAUUCGUGGACUUGAUAAUGUUGCAUUCGGUAGAGAUCGCCGUCGACUGUCUGUGGAGUGGGCCAAGGGUGAACGUGGUCAUCAUCGUGAUGGAUCUAGGUUAUCGACUAAUCAGAGACCUACCAAAACGUUGUUUGUGAUCAACUUUGAUCCAAUUCGCACCAGAGAUCGUGAUAUACUCAGGCACUUUGAGCCACAUGGAAAGGUUCUUCAUGUUCGAGUUAGGCGGAACUUUGCAUUUGUGCAGUUUGCAACACAAGAGGAUGCCACUAAAGCUCUGGAGGCCACACAGAGGAGCAAGUUAUUGGACAGGGUGGUAUCAGUUGAGUAUGCUCUACGGGAUGAUGAUGAGAGGGAUGAGAAAUAUGGUAGCCCCAGAAGAGGAAAUUAUGGUAGACGUGGAGAUAGUCCAUAUGGAAGGUCACCAAGUCCUGCACAUCAUAGGCGUCCGAGUCCUGAUUAUGGUCGUGCUCGAAGUCCUGCUUAUGAUCGGUAUAAUGGCGCUGCACCUGCAUAUGAGAGGCGCCGUAGUCCUGACUAUGGGAGGCAAAGGAGUCCUGAGUAUGGUGGUAGAUUCCGCAGCCGAUCACCGGUUCGAAGGUCAGGAACAUGAAUGAUUAUCAGACUUUUUGGGGAUAUGCUCUCAGCUCAUGGACUUCUUGUGGGUCUUUGCAUAUUGUAUCCAUCUUUAGAAAAUCCCAAAUUUUCUUCUUUUUAGGAUUACUUUAAACUUGGGAUUCCUCAUACAAAGUGAUGGUUAAUACUGCUGCCUAUAACUGUUGUUGGGAUUUACAGAUACUACUUUGUAUGGUGUAGGGAGCCUUUAAUUUGUGUUAAAAUGCAGUCGAUGUUUUUGUUCAUUGCCUUUUUAUUUCUACC